GGACCGAAGCGGUUCGGAGCAGUUCGGCGGCGCUCGGCUCGGUUCGGCCCGGCCCGGAGCGGGGUCCCGGGCCGGUACCGGCGAUGGGGCCGCUGCCGGUGCCGCUGCUGCUGCUGCUGCUGAGCCCGGUGCCGGGGCGGGCCGGGGGGUGCCCCCCGUGUCCCCGCGGGGUCCCCGAGCCCUGCGACAGCCGCUGCCCACCCUGCGCCCGCACGCGGAGCCCCGCGGAGGAGGAGCCGGAGGAGCCGUGCCCGCCCUGCCCGCCCUGCAGCCACGAGGCCACGGCGCCGCUCCCUGAGGGGACCCCGCCGGUGUCGGGGGCUCCCCGAGUGACCGCGCCGGUGUCGGGGGCCACCCCCGAGCCCCCCAGGGACAUCAUCCCCCUGUACUGCGCCCUCCUGGCCGGCCUCGUCGUGGGGCUCGUGGCCUACGUGGCCUUCAAGUGCUGGGACACCUGCAGGAAGAAGCGGCAGCUGGACAAGGCGCGGGACGCGGCGGACGCGGGGGUGGCGGCCGAGGCCGAGAAGCUGCGGGGGGACAGCGGCGCCUGCCCGGAGAGCGCCGGCCUGGAGCCGCCUCAGCCCCCGCCCCCCGAGGGUCCCUCGCUGCUCCCGGGGUCCCCGCGGCGCCCGGAGGAGCCGGGAGAGCUGGAGCGGCUCCUGGAGCUGGGAGCGCCCGGCAGCAGCGAGCGGCGCGGCCCCGGCGCCGCGGGGACACCGGGGGACGUCACCUCGGCCGUGUGACACCCCCGGGGCCGCGCCCGAUCCCGGCGGCGCUGCCGCUUCCCGAUGGAUUCCUGGGGAGUUUUUUUUACGUGGGUUUUGUACUUUUUUAGGGAUUCUGGAGGGUGGGACGGGGACCUUUGGUGGCUGGUGCCUGGGUGGGGGCAUUAAACGUG
Passer montanus (Eurasian tree sparrow) is the source of this 898-nucleotide messenger RNA. RefSeq names its product death domain-containing membrane protein NRADD-like. NCBI's taxonomy places the organism in Eukaryota, Metazoa, Chordata, Aves, Passeriformes, Passeridae. The record is from RefSeq and is a predicted model, not a curated record. Gene Ontology annotation, cellular component: plasma membrane; cell surface. Gene Ontology annotation, molecular function: coreceptor activity; nerve growth factor binding; death receptor activity. Gene Ontology annotation, biological process: Rho protein signal transduction. The transcript has 6 exons. Bases 84 to 743 code for a protein of 219 amino acids.